This is a messenger RNA of Leptinotarsa decemlineata (Colorado potato beetle), 1475 nucleotides long. RefSeq names its product 5' nucleotidase A (gene Nt5a). The record is from RefSeq and is a predicted model, not a curated record. NCBI's taxonomy places the organism in Eukaryota, Metazoa, Arthropoda, Insecta, Coleoptera, Chrysomelidae. Gene Ontology annotation, molecular function: 5'-nucleotidase activity.
AGAAGAAAGUGAAUGUGAUGUUGAUAUGUUUUCUUUCCUUCAUAAUUUUAAAUCAUUUCCAAUCAAAAUAUGGAAAAUUAUUCUAUAUCAAAAUAAAAUUAGAAUUGCUAAUGAAAGUAGGCUAUUCUCAAGUAUAUCCCAUUCAAAUUACGGACACAGGAUGAGAGGGACGUCAAAAUUCAGUUUCACUGACUAUGAUUGUAUAGGAUUUGAUUUGGAUAAUACACUAGCUCGAUACAAAGUAGGAAAUAUGAUAGAAAUGGAGUACAGCAUAGUUUCAAAUUAUUUGGUUAAGAAGAAAGGUUACUCAGACAAAUUUUUGUUGCAACCUCUAGAUCAUAAUUUCAUUAUGAAGGGGCUGAUAGUGGAUGAUGAAAAUGGAAAUCUGAUCAGAAUAUCUCCUGAUGGCAAAAUUCUUCAAGCAACACAUGGAACCAAGUGGUUGAGCGAUGAAGAAAUUUUGAGAUAUUACCCAAAUCGUCACUGGAAAGCAACCGAUUUGUUUGUGGAAGAUCCUCUCCAAACAUGGAAUGGUCCGUACUCUGAGAGAAUGAGAACAUUAUUAGACUACUUUGAUAUAGUUAUAAGUUUAGCAUUCGCUAGAGCAGUUGAUUCUUUGGACGCUAAUGGUGGAAAUAAAAAAGUUUAUGAAAUUUGGCCAGACCUUCUCGAUUCUUUAAUUUAUAUGUUUAAUAGGGAUCAUUUCAAGAAGAAUAUUGGCGAGUACUUUCCUGAAGUCAAGAAGAAUCCUGAAAAUUAUUACUACAAGUGUAGUGAGAAUUUGAUUAAUUGGCUACAGACAUUGAAGAAUAAUGGAAAGCGCUUAUUUCUCAUCACUGGAGCACAUGUAGAUUUUGCUUCACUGACAGCAUCUAAUACGUUAGGUGCUAAUUGGAGAGAUUAUUUUGAUAUUGUUGUUUGUUACUCCAAGAAACCAGGGUUUUUCACAAUGAAAAGGGAUUUUAUCGGUUUGGAUGGUUUGCAUGAAACAGGUCCUGUGGCUUUGGAGGAUUUACAAGUAGGAGGUAUUUACACUCACGGGAACUGGAACGAUCUGAAAAUGUUCAUGAAGAAAGUUUCGUACUUGGAGGAUCCUAAAAUUCUGUAUAUAGGCGAUAAUUUGGUUCAAGAUAUCUAUACUCCAAAUGUUCAUUCCAAAGUUGAUACUGUCGCUGUAUGUGAAGAGUUGGAAGCAGAAAGGACUCACGGGUUUGCUGAAAAGUGGCAUCCAGAUGAACAGUUUUUAUGUUCGAGUAUAUGGGGGUCAUAUUUUCAUUGUAAAGAUAAGAAUAUGAUCACUAAUUGGUAUCACAUAAUGAAAACUCAUUCACGAAUGUGUGUUCCAAGUUUAGAAUAUUUAGCUAGUUUUCCAGUGAAUCACACAUUUGAAGAGGUUAACUGAAUUGUCAUGUUGUACAUAGAAGUAUUUAUAUAAUUGUAGUUUAAGGAUAUACAUUACAAAGAUUUAUGUGUUA